Molecule: messenger RNA, 1332 nt
Organism: Selaginella moellendorffii
Lineage: Eukaryota; Viridiplantae; Streptophyta; Lycopodiopsida; Selaginellales; Selaginellaceae
Product: 9-cis-epoxycarotenoid dioxygenase NCED4, chloroplastic
Exons: 1
Coding region: 1-1332 (443 amino acids)
Biological process (GO): carotene catabolic process
Cellular component (GO): chloroplast stroma
Molecular function (GO): carotenoid dioxygenase activity
Source: RefSeq, a predicted model, not a curated record
AUGCUUCACGCUGUCAAGUUCGUUGGUGGAGUUCCAUACUACUGUUGCCGCUACACCAAGACCAACAGGUACAAGCACGAAGCUUCCGCUGGCCGGUCCCUGUUCCCGAAUCCGUUGGGAGAUAGUCACGGAGUCCCAGGAAUCGCUCGCAUCACACUCUUCGCCAUGAGAGUCGCGCUGGGAAUCGUCGAUGCCACUGGAGGAAUCGGGACUGCGAACGCUGGGCUUGUCUUCCACAAUGGAACUCUUCUCGCCAUGUCCGAGGACGACAUGCCUUAUGCUGUUCGUAUCUGCGAGAGUGGCGACCUCGAGACCGUCGGAAGGUUCGGUUUUGAUGGCGAGAACCAGCUCAACUCGCCAAUGACAGCUCAUCCCAAGCUGGAUCCACGGACUGGAGAGCUGCUCUGUUACAGCUACAGCGUCGCCACGAAGCCGUAUCUCAAGUACUUCAAAGUGUCUGCUCGAGGAGUGAAGUCCAAGGACGUUCCAAUUCCCCUGUCCGAGCCGGUUAUGAUGCACGACUUCGUGGCGACCGAGAACUUCGUCGUCUUCCCGGAGACGCAGAUAGUUUUCCGGUUCCAAGAUCUCUUCCUGAAGAGAACCUCUGCCGUUGUGUGCGACGAGAACAAAGUCCCACGAUUUGGUGUUCUUCCCAGGAACGCCGAGGAUGUGUCCGGCUUGAAAUGGUUCGACGUCCCUGGCUUCACGAGUUUGCAUUUUGUGACCGGCUGGGAGGAGGACGGCGGAGAAAAGAUCGUGCUGAUCGCUGCAAAGACAUGGCCGCUCAGGAACAUGUUUGAUGAUCCGGCUUCCGUUCAUAACACUGUCUGUGAAGUCCAUCUAGAUAUGAAGACGAGCCUGGCUACCGUAACACGAGUCACUGCUGCAGUUCUCGAGAUCGGCCAAGUCGAUCACCGGAUGAUCACCAGAAAGACGAGGUAUGCUUAUUAUUCGAUUUAUGGUCCAUGGCCGAAGUUCUCUGGAGUUGCAAAGCUCGAUCUGAAUGCUCCCAGAUGUUCCAACGUGACGACCAUCUCUGAAGAAGCUCUCGAGUAUGACCCCGCUGUGGUUGCAUGGAGAAAAUUUGGAACGGGACGUUUUGGCAGUGAGCCAUUUUUCGUUCCCAGGAACGACGAUGCCGAGGAAGAUGACGGCUUUCUGCUUUGCUACGUCCACGAUGAAAUAACUGGCGUCUCCGAACUGCUUAUUAUGGAUGCGAGCUCUCCCAAGCUAGACACAGUAGCGUCCAUCGAGCUCCCUUCGAGAGUACCAUACGGUUUCCAUGGGCUGUUCGUGAACAAGGAAAAGUUAGCUCAGCAGAAGCCUGUAUAA